AGGUAGGAUCUCACAAUGGGGCCACACCCAGUUGCUCAGUCCCGCCCUCUCCACCUCAUAAUGGCCAAAGGGUUAAAUAGACAAGCCCCUGGCCUGCGGCUCUUCAAAGCCCCCAGACUGGCAGCGAGCAACAUGUCUACCAACAGGAGGAUGAAAAGCAAAGGAGGGAGGAGAAAUAAGAGCAGAGCUCCUCACAAGGGGGUGAAAAGAGCUGGUUCUAAAAGGAAAUAUCGUAAGACUGGGCUGAAGAGCAGAAAGAGAAGUGAUGAAGCUCACAGGACUUACCGUUCCAACUUGUGAUCCCACCAAGAGCUCAGAGCUGCUGGACUUAGCAACAUCAGUCCACAGUGAAAAAAAGGACAGGGGGUCUGCCAGGGGAACCAGAGGUUCGAUCAGAGAAGGAAAACAUAUUGAAUUGGGGAAAAUCCAGGCUUGAGGAAAUAAGGAAUGUAUAAUGGCGUUUUUUUCCCCCCUAAUAACAUCUCAAUAAAAUUUAGAAACCUGGUAAAAACAAAAAA
This is a messenger RNA of Monodelphis domestica (gray short-tailed opossum), 518 nucleotides long. NCBI's taxonomy places the organism in Eukaryota, Metazoa, Chordata, Mammalia, Didelphimorphia, Didelphidae. The record is from RefSeq and is a predicted model, not a curated record.